Messenger RNA from Pristis pectinata (smalltooth sawfish), 813 nucleotides. RefSeq names its product testis-specific serine/threonine-protein kinase 3-like. The transcript is spliced from 2 exons. NCBI's taxonomy places the organism in Eukaryota, Metazoa, Chordata, Chondrichthyes, Rhinopristiformes, Pristidae. The coding region runs from base 1 to 813 and encodes 270 amino acids. Gene Ontology annotation, biological process: intracellular signal transduction; microtubule cytoskeleton organization; protein phosphorylation. The record is from RefSeq and is a predicted model, not a curated record. Gene Ontology annotation, molecular function: tau-protein kinase activity; protein serine/threonine kinase activity; ATP binding. Gene Ontology annotation, cellular component: cytoplasm.
AUGGACAAACUGCUCCUGUCUCGAGGGUACCAGCUGGGACACACCAUCGGGGAGGGAACGUAUUCUAAAGUGAAGGAAGCGUACUGCCGGCACCUGCAGAGGAAGGUGGCGGUCAAAAUCAUUAACCGCCGGACAGCGCCCAAGGAUUUCAUCCACAAGUUUCUCCCACGCGAGUUACAAAUCGUACGGCAUCUGGACCACAAGAACAUCGUCAAGGUUCACGAGAUCUGGGAGGCGGAGGACGGCCGGGUCUGCAUGGUGAUGGAGCUGGCGGAGGGCGGUGACAUCCUGGAACACAUCAGGAGGGAGGGCCCGCUCCCGGAGGCGGGGGCCCGGACCCUGUUCCGCCAGCUGGUGCACGCCAUCCGCUACUGCCACGACUGCGGGAUCGCGCACAGGGACCUCAAGUGUGAGAACACUCUGCUCGAUAAAAGCUUCAACGUAAAGCUGGCGGACUUCGGCUUCGCCAAGCACUUCCGCAGCGGCUCGGCCGAGCUCAGCAACACUUUUUGCGGGAGCACUGCAUACGCGGCGCCCGAGGUCCUGCAGGGAGUCCCGCACGACAGCACCAAGAGCGACAUUUGGAGCAUGGGCGUCGUGCUCUACAUCAUCCUGUGCGGACACCUGCCCUUCGAUGACUCCAACAUCCCCAAGAUGUUGUGGCUGCAGCAGAACGGGGUGGCGUUCCCGCAGCAGCUGGAACUGAGCCGCGAGUGCCGAGACCUUGUGCGGAGGCUGCUGGAACCCGACUCCAACCUGAGACCUCUCAUCCAGGAGGUCUGCUCCCAUCCCUGGUUAGCAGACGGCCAAUAA